Messenger RNA from Penicillium riverlandense, 762 nucleotides. RefSeq lists its product as uncharacterized. The record is from RefSeq and is a predicted model, not a curated record. The transcript has a single exon. Bases 1 to 762 code for a protein of 253 amino acids. Lineage: Eukaryota; Fungi; Ascomycota; Eurotiomycetes; Eurotiales; Aspergillaceae.
AUGGACGCACCCGAAUACUAUACUGACAGCCCACCGCCAUACUCAAGCCGGGAUCCCCACCCCACGGCAGGCUCAACAACCAUCACCAGCGCUAACAGCAGCAGACUGGCCGCGAACCGUCCGACCAGCUACCACAUCCACCGGGGAUCAUCUGGCAGCUACAAGGUCUUCAAAGAUGACAUCACACAGAAAUUCAGCGUCGACGUGCACAAGUUCCGGCAGCCGAACCUGAUCGUCCGCCGCGAAACCGCGCAGCUGAUACGCCCCGAGCUCGCGCAUGUAAAGUUCGCGGAGAUGGGCGAUCACUGCGAUAUCGGCAUGUUUCGCCAGUCCGGAGUCAAGGGUUCCAUCGUCUGGAUGCGUAUGACCGGCGACCUGCGCAUGUCCGUUGUGGUGCCGCUCCUGGACGCCCAGGGCGCGGUGAUUCCCAAUACCAGUGUCCGGAGACCGUUUGUCUGGAAGGGUACUUCUAUUCUGACGCUGGAAGAUGAAGAGAGUGGCAUGGUCGCGGCUGUUGUUCAUGAGAUGGCUCAUCUCCCCUCGAAAAUCGCUGCUGUCGAGAUACUUGUCCCGUUCGGCGAGCCAUUCUUUAUCUUGGUGUUGACGGCCUAUCUCGCUCUGCAUGAGAAGUUGCGGAUAAAUACUAAAGUCCCUUCUGGAUAUAGAUCCAGGGGCCAUGCUGCUCGGGCCCAUGCAGGACACUUUGCUGGAACGGCAGGGUUUGCUGGGGGAGGCUUUGCAGGCGGAGGUGCUGGAUUGUAG